UCUGGACCCCGGAGCAAGUGGCUUCCGGUGUCAUGGCGCCCUGAGGUUUCGGGAGUCCGCUAGGCGGCUGCAGGCCUUUCCCUGCGGAGCCGCUGGUCCGGCUUACGGGGAUGUGACCACAGGCCUUUCCAGCCUGCCUCGGGCGUCGUGUCAGCUCCCUUGUCAGCGCCUCAGCCCACACCGAUGGCGGGGUCCGGCUGUGCGUGGGGAGCGGAGCCACCGCGGUUUCUGGAGGCCUUUGGGCGGCUGUGGCAGGUACAGAGCCGCCUGGGUAGCGGCUCCUCGGCCUCGGUGUAUCGGGUGCGCUGCUGCGGCACCCCUGGCUCGCCCCCCGGCGCUCUCAAGCAGUUCUUGCCUCCAGGAACCACCGGAGCUGCGGCGUCGGCCGCGGAGUAUGGUUUCCGCAAAGAGAGGGCGGCGCUGGAGCAGUUGCAGGGUCACAGAAACAUCGUGACUUUAUAUGGAGUCUUUACAAUCCACUUCUCUCCAAAUGUGCCAUCACGCUGUCUGUUGCUUGAACUCCUGGAUGUCAGUGUUUCGGAAUUGCUUUUAUAUUCCGGUCACCAGGGUUGUUCCAUGUGGAUGAUACAGCACUGUGCCAGAGAUGUUCUGGAGGCCCUUGCUUUUCUUCAUCAUAAGGGUUAUGUCCAUGCAGACCUCAAGCCAAGAAACAUAUUGUGGAGUGCAGAGAAUGAAUGUUUUAAGCUCAUUGACUUUGGACUUAGCUUUAAAGAAGGCAAUCAGGAUGUGAAGUAUAUUCAGACAGACGGGUAUCGGGCUCCAGAGGCAGAAUUGCAAAAUUGCUUGGCCCAGGCUGGCCUGCAGAGUGACACAGAAUGUACCUCAGCUGUUGAUCUGUGGAGCCUAGGAAUCAUUUUACUGGAAAUGUUCUCAGGAGUGAAACUGAAACAUACAGUCAGAUCUCAGGAAUGGAAGGCAAACAAUUCUGCUAUUAUUGAUCACAUAUUUGCCAGUAAAGCAGUGGAGAAUGGUGCAAUUCCAGCCUAUCACCUAAGAGACCUUAUCAAAAGCAUGCUGCAUGAUGAUCCAAGCAGAAGGAUUCCUGCUGAAAUGGCCCUGUGCAGCCCCUUCUUUAGCAUUCCUUUUGCCCCUCAUAUUGAAGAUCUGGUGAUGCUUCCUACUCCAGUGCUGAGGCUGCUGAAUGUGCUGGAUGAUGAUUAUCUUGAGAAUGAAGAGGAAUAUGAAGAUGUUGUAGAAGAUGUAAAAGAGGAGUGUCAAAAAUAUGGACCAGUCGUAUCUCUGCUUGUUCCAAAGGAAAAUCCUGGCAGAGGACAAGUCUUUGUUGAGUAUGCAAAUGCUGGUGAUUCCAAAGCUGCUCAGAAAUUACUGACUGGAAGGAUGUUUGAUGGGAAGUUUGUUGUGGCUACAUUCUACCCGCUGAGUGCCUACAAGAGGGGAUAUCUCUAUCAAACCUUGCUUUAAUUGAUAACCUAAGGACUAUUUCUUGUUUCUCCUCUUCCAUUUUCUGGAUCAUUAUAUUCUAUAUCUGAAUACAGGAGCACCCUUUUACCAUUUUAAAAGGGUGCUUUGUACAUUUAUUUAAUCCUACCAAUGUGCAGUCAUUGCCCUAGCAAUGUUGCAUUACAAACUUUUGGCACCGAGUAGGACAAGACCUCUCAGCUAUACAGUGAGGGGUUGUAGAGCAUCCAUGUGGGCAACCUUGUUUUGUGUAGUAUGGCAGGUGCUGCUAUUCCGUAUGUAACCUCCAAAGACAUUUUAUUUCAUGUGAUCAUAAAGCAAGGAUGAAUAAUACGUCAUAGUGAAUAUUAUUAACAAAUUUAAGGUUGGUGACAUCAAUUACAGCUUAUUCCCUUUUGUGGUCAGGUGGUUCUUAUUAUUGAAAUCCAUAACUGGCACUGGACACGCUCAGUAAUGUUAAGUAACUGUCAAGCAGCAAUUACCUACUGUGUUCUUAACACUGAGUUAUGAAUUUUUUUUAAAAGGAGUACUGUAGUACCUGAUAUUCCUUUAAAGAAACUGCAGUGAGCCUAUCUGCAUUUUUAAUUAUUAUUAAGGCUUUUAAAAUAGAAAGCUGAUGCUUGAUCUUGCACAAUUUUUAUGUCUAGUAUGUUUGUUUGAGUGAGUGUGCAGGUUGAAAGAUUAGAGAAAAUUUGAGUCCGUGUACUUAAUAGUGUGACUCUUGCGAGCCAAUACAGUCUAUACCCAUAUCUUCCCUGCCUGUUUCAUACCUGUAAGAUUGAAGUUAUAUGUAUUUUGAGAGUUGAUGUGCUGAUAGAAUGUAAGUGAUGGAAAAGUUCAUUCCUGAAAGCCUCAGAACAAAAUGGAGAAGAGACUAAGGUUAUACUGAAACUCCUCAAGUGAUUGGAAUAAAGAAGGAGUUUUGGUACAUGAAAAUGAUCCCAUUCUUCAGUGUACUUUUAGAACCUGGGUUGGCUCAUCUUUUUUGUAUUGAAUCUGCUAUGAUAAUUAUAAAAUUUCUCAAGAUGUGCUUCUACCUAUUAUAAUGAAAAAUUGAGGUAGAUUAAAAAGAUUAGGUGUAUAUUGAGAGGAAAAGAAAAAAGGCAAAGAGCAUCAUCAAGGAUCCUGUGUUUCUUCUUUUCUGUCUCUUGUUCCUCUCCCACAGCCGUUUUUUCCCUUCCCCUAUUUUGUGCCUCUGUUCUUAGCUGAAGAGAAGCCCGAGGAGCAGCAUCCCAAGUGGUCUAGCUUUUGACUGUAUGGAAGUAAAGGAAGGUGUAGAUAUAAUAAAGUAGGAGUAGAAAGAAAAGAAAAAAACAGUUCUUAAAAGAAUUCCUAAUAUGUCUCUGUGUAGAGAAUGCCAGUAUGCAUGACUUUGUGGAACAGGUUCAUUACAUGGUAAGAAUUCUAAGUAUGAUUUCAUACCAUAUGGUAGAUUGUUUUUUAAAGUAUAAAAACAAGAAAAUCUUUAUAAAGUACUGAGUAUACAAAAAGGACAAGUUAUAUAUGUUAUGAAUUUUUUUCCUAUUUCCUUACCUGAAUGAAAUUAUUUAUUUUUUCUUAACGGAAAAGUCUUUCAUAUGUUUUCCUGCUGGAGCCUCCUUAUAGUCUUUCUUUGUGAGUGCCAUGCAGGUUACUGAGAGCCUGACUAGAAUUUGCAUGUUUAAACAAUCACUAUUUGACAUUUUAGUUACUAUAAUAAUCAGAAUUGUUCAGGACUCUCCCUUAAUAUUUAUUAUGAAGCCAAAUUUGGUAUAAGGUGGCUGACUUAUGAAUUACCAAAAGGCCUUUAGCAUGGUCCCCAGUACGUGCCCUUAGAAAAAACAACUGAUUUUCUUUGUUUUGCCCUUUUAGGGGUUGAUUGGUUGAGUCGUUGUUAAGUCAGAAUUCAAAAGAGUACAACCAGUAUUUUGAAGACUUAAUCUUUCCAUGUAUAUUUCUAUGGGUAGCUGCAUUGUGGCAGUUAGAAAUAAUCCUUUACUGAUAAACACACAAUAAAGAUGAAUUUUUUUUAUGAUCAGGAAUUUGAGGUUAGCUCAUGUACCUCUUCCCCUGACCUAUAGGGAAAAGAGAAAUUCUUGCAAAUAAACUGCAGGUAAGCUUCUGAGCUUACUCGUGCAGUAUGCUGCUAACAUUGAUGCUGCACUUCCCAGCAUUCUUUGGUCACCGUCUUAUUGCAGAUUAUUCAUACAUAUGUAGUGUGUAAUACUGUAGAAUUUUAUUACAGAAGAUUCUAAUUCGAUUUUAAGGGAGCUGAGGAAGAAGUGAUGAGCCUGAAUAACCAUGCAUUGAAUUAAAUAUUUUAUAUUAAAGUCACAGAAUUGAAAAAAAGACAUCUGCUAUGAUUUAAAUUGUCAUUUUAUAGCUUUUAUCCCAUUCUACCAAAGAUGACAUUUGCAGGUUCUUCCACCCUUGUGUUAUUAGAAGUUUAAUCUUAAUGUUUUUCUUAAACUAGAACCAAAUAUUAUUAAAGAUGCAGUUUUCACGAUUCUUUUAGGAUGGAAUAUAUACAUAGUAAUUUUGAUUCCUUGAAGUUACUGAAAAAUUAGAAAUUUUCUAGAGAGGCAGGGUAAAGAGCUGGGAGUUCAUGUCGUUUUGAGCAGCUGUUUUGGGCCAAUUUAUCUCAGGUAGUUUAUUUUUCCCUAAAUUAUUAUGUGUGCUUCCUUUCCUCUCACUUUGCCAAUUUCUUCUUUAUUGUUCCAUGGUAUUGCCGUGGCAUAUUCUGCCCCAGAAAAAGCAUAUAAAAUGAUUAUAGAAAAUUGGGGGUUCUUUGGAAACGUAUCUGGAAGUGGAAAUGAGCUCACCACUAUCAAAAUUAUAGUGGUGUAUUUAGAAAAGAACAAGAAGAGCGCAACAGUUUGUUAAGUUAGCACUAGCUGAAAGUAAAUGCAGUAAAGGCUGCAUUUGAAAGAAAUUGAAAUAGAUUGUCCUCUUGCAAGAAGGGAUCAGCAUUUUUCACCACUGGGUGUCUUCCUUGUUCUUAGCCAGCAGCACAGUAGCUGUCUUCAGAGUAAUUCCUUUUCUGCUACCUUGAGCCAAAAGUAUUUCUGCUUCUAAGACAUAAUCCAUACAUACAGUUGUACUCAUGCUGUUCUGUUUUGAGAGAAGUAUGGCCUCUUUUUUGGUACUCCCACUGCUAAGGAGUGCUGCCACAUAGAGGAAGCUGGGCAUAGUAUUUGUUUCCAUCUUAUUACACUGGACUUUCCCCCUAGUAAGGGCAGUAAUUUUCUGGAAUAAGUGAAAGGCAGAGUUAGAGCAUUCAUCAGGUACUUCAUGGUUCUUUUGAGUUCAUUAAUUUUCAUAAAUUCUACUAUCGGUUGUACUUUGCAGUAUGGCAUUUUACUUUUUAUAAUUAUAAUGCAAUGAAAUCAGCACCAUAGUAACUGAUUAAUUAGAAUAACAGUUACUGGACAAGGGAGUUAGGGAGACAUUCGGUAAAAGAUACCACACACUCAUGCAAGGGUGUAUGGUAGAUGGCUUUAUUCAGAUUAGGGUACAGACGAAUCACAUCAGGACCUUUAUUCUAGUGGAUGUGUAGAUAAAAACUAGAGCAAGUGCCUUGUUUUUCCUGGAAAAUAUUAAAACUCAUUUGAGAGAAAACUUCCCAAAAGAUGAUUAAUUGUACUUUGCCUUUUUCUUGGAACAACUUUUAGAUUGAGUCACAUAAUAGAAAAAUCCAAAAUUUCCUUAGUGAUGUUUUUGGAAUAUGUAAAUCUAUUCAUAUUUGCUUUUAUUCCAAUAUUACAUAUAAUGGAAGAGCUUAUUAGGCAGAAUAUAAUUCUUCCUUAAAUCUAGUUCUAUAUCUGAUGUCAGGUUCCUUCCUCAAAUCUUACUACUAUAGCUCUGUCAUAUCAUUUACUUGUCAAAUUUAAUCACAUAUAGACCAUUUCUUGGUCAUAGCUCAAAAGAAUUCUUAUGUCUUAAGGUGCUUGGUAAAUCGUCUUUAUUUUGGGAUGGCAUCUUUCAAGUUACCGUAGCACCACAUAACUAAUUAGUUUUCACAGUGAGUUUGCACAUGUUAAGUUGCCUUCAUUUGCAGCUCCUGUCAGCUUCCUGUGGUAUAUUUAGUUUUUAUGUAGUUAAUCAGGAACAUGGACAUUUUACUUUUCAGAGUACCCAGAAUUUUAAAAGAUUUAAUUUUGUUUUAAUUUAGCUUCUUUACUUGAUACCAUAAAAAGGAUAUCGUAUUUGUGAUUCUGGCCACUCUUCCCCCACCUGCUGUUUUUCAUUGUUAAAUUGUAUGCUUACCAGUGACAUGCAGUUGACAAAUACUAUGGAUAUUUAAGAAGGAGGUUAAUAAUUUUUAAUAUUUUUGCUGUAAUUUUAUAGGAUAAAUGACUAAAAAUUUAUAAACUAGAAAGCAUUUAGGGAAUUUUAUAUUUUAUAAGUGGUCAUGGGGAUGAUCUUCAGGAUAUGAUAGUUUUCACAAACUUUGUUCUGAUCCAAAGUUUUUAUUCAUUUCCUAUUGUCAGCACUUUUGUUCUUUGUACUGCUUACGGUAUUUUACAUUUGCUUUAUUUGUGCUUUUCAGAGAAUUAUAAUCAUGGCACUUAUGUUUCUGGUACCAUAAAUGCUGAAAUUCAUGGGAAAAUGAUCAAACAGUUGCCUGAAUAUUAUUUCCCAUUCAAUUGGGUAGCUGCCACUAUAACCUGAAGAAUAUUGAUGGCUCAAUUGGAAACCAUUUAUGUUUUAUGAACUAAGUUCUUAGUAUUGUACUUAAAGGCAAAGAGAAGCAUCCUUAACUUGCAUUACAUGACUAUUAAUUUUUGUCUUGCAGAAGAAAACUAAUAUUAUUAAACUGUUUUAUAUGAUGACAGUGUCACAUUCUAGGGGGAAAAAACUGGAAUUGUUCAUUUUUGAUUGCUUCUUUUUAGAAAACCCUCAUAGUAAAAAUCAGAGCUGCUUGCUUCCGUAAGGUAUUGAUUAUUAAUGAGAAUUAUUUGUGCGCCCCCCCCUUCAAAAAAAAUCCCAGAUUGGAUUCUCCUUCCUCUUGUUGCUUAUGUCUCCUUAGUAAUAUUCAUGAUGUUAGGACAUGAGUUUAAAAAAAGCAAGUGUAAUAAGGUAUUCUAAAAUGAUGCAUAUUUGGAUUCAAAUUCUCUUCAAUCAUUUGAAAUAUCUAUAGUUGUUUUAUUUUAUUAGCAUGGGUUUUCAGAAAACUGCUAAACUUAAUAAGGAAGAAAAAGAUUGAGGAUGAGGAGAAGAAAAUGGCUCCCUUACUGGCAUUAGUAAUCUUCCAUGUGGCUAAUGAUUUUUAAAUGUUUAUUUUUUAACCUGUAGAUUUCAUACCUAUAGUGUAGAAACAUUGCCUUUCCUAUACAUUCCUUAUACUUUCCCAGAAAAUUGUUCUAAGAGCUUAUGAAACCAGAUUAAAUAUCCAUAUUUGAUUUAUCUGAUUUUUAAGAGUAAAUAUUUCAAUUUCAGCUUUUGUAUAUUUGGUGUUCAUUGCCAUUCAUGUGCAUCAAGGCUCAGAAAGAAACUGGAGAUUAACCAUGUUUCCCUUUGCACACUGGGUACAGUGGGUGGCGUUAGUAUGCACUAGCUACAAAGUACUGCACCUUAUGGAACUAAGUGGGGUUUAUUUAUAGUCAUAAAAAGUUAAGCUGCACUUCUAUAUAUUACUUACUUGGCAGAGUGUAGAGCCACAUCUUGCCCAGCAGGAUUUACUCCUCCAUUCUUCAUUCUUCUUUGAAUAUCUUAAAUAAUUUAACAUUCCUUAAUGUCCUCUAACAGUGUCAAAUCUGGGGUAGAAGGGAUUUUUCUCUCCAAAAGGGCUUUAGUUUUGCUGUAUUUUUAAAUCACUUUUAGAAAUCCAGUUAUGAUUAAUAAAUUAUGGCCUCCUGUGUCAGCACUGAAGUGGUAGGUUAUAAUACUGAAAUCUACUACUCUGUUUCCCUUAUUAACACGUAAUUGCUGUGCUUUGAUAAAAAGGUUUUUGGUUAGAAAAAAAUGUGAAAGAUCACUUAAACCAAAGCCAGUUACUAGGAGUAUUUUCUCCUGUUGGUUUACCUUCACCUCAGAAUUACAAGAACAUCACAAUACACAGUAAAUAGUUGUCUAUAACAUUUCUACCAGUUGUUUCAAUUGGUCUUGGCAUUUCUUGGCACUAUGGUUCUAUGUUUUUUGUGACGUCAUAUUGUUUGUGAGGUUUUUUCUUAAUAAGUAAGUGGGACUGUAAAUGUAGAUGUUUGUCAGAACCAAGAAGUUCUUUGUUCAAAUCUUUAAAUUUCUGUUUUUAAACUUGUUCUUUUCUGCUGAGUAGCAAAGGACUUUCAUUUUCCACUUUUCCUAUAUACCUAAAAGUAUGAACACUGAGUUUCAAUGGACUGUAUUGUGAACUUUUUGCUGAGAACUUUUUUCUGUAAACACAAUUGCCUUGUUCAGUUUUGUUGUAAACUGACUUACCAUAAGAUGCACUGUUGAUAUGCUUUCUGAUGUGUGUUUGAUAAGAGUGAUAAAAUAAAACAAAAAUAAAGAAA
Cavia porcellus (domestic guinea pig) is the source of this 7913-nucleotide messenger RNA. RefSeq names its product U2AF homology motif kinase 1 (gene Uhmk1). The coding region runs from base 184 to 1443 and encodes 419 amino acids. The transcript is spliced from 8 exons. The record is from RefSeq and is a predicted model, not a curated record. Gene Ontology annotation, molecular function: protein serine/threonine kinase activity; ATP binding; ribonucleoprotein complex binding. Gene Ontology annotation, cellular component: neuronal ribonucleoprotein granule; nucleus. Lineage: Eukaryota; Metazoa; Chordata; Mammalia; Rodentia; Caviidae. Gene Ontology annotation, biological process: peptidyl-serine phosphorylation; regulation of protein export from nucleus; positive regulation of translational initiation.